This is a messenger RNA of Oryctolagus cuniculus (rabbit), 2527 nucleotides long. It is a transcript of the gene DLX2, whose product is annotated as distal-less homeobox 2. The record is from RefSeq and is a predicted model, not a curated record. Lineage: Eukaryota; Metazoa; Chordata; Mammalia; Lagomorpha; Leporidae. Gene Ontology annotation, biological process: negative regulation of transcription by RNA polymerase II; embryo development; cell differentiation. Gene Ontology annotation, molecular function: DNA-binding transcription factor activity, RNA polymerase II-specific; RNA polymerase II cis-regulatory region sequence-specific DNA binding.
CGUCGCCCGCGCUCACGUGAUGCGCGUUAAAUGCCCACCCUGCGGGAGCCCGCCCGCCAGACAAUCGUAAAGCCGCGCGGGGCCGCUCACCUGCUCCCGCCUCCCGGAGCCGCGACCCGGCCCCGCCAGCCAGCCCUGCCCCCUGCACUGCCCGCCCCCCGCCCGAGCGCGCGCUGGGCAAGCGGCCGAGAGAGGAUGCGGCGGACCGGAGCCGUCCCGAGCGCCGCGCGCUGACCGCCUCCCCCGGAGGAGGAGGAGGAGGAGGAGGAGGCGGCGCUAGACGGUCGCCUCGAUUCCUGUUUGCCUCCCCCCUCCCCGCCACCCCCGUAAUUACAUUGGCCGCUGGAGGGGACCGAGAGAGACGAAGGAGGCGCCUCGCGGCCCCCGCAAGCCCGCCGCCCCGGCUCUUCCCCGUCCCGGGCCAGGAUGACUGGAGUCUUUGACAGUCUGGUGGCUGAUAUGCACUCGACCCAGAUCUCGGCCUCCAGCACCUACCACCAGCACCAGCAGCCCCCGAGCGGCGGCGGCGCGGGCCCCGGCGGCGGCGGCGGCGGCGGCGGCCUCCACAAGCCCCAGGAGUCGCCCACCCUCCCAGUGUCCACCGCCACCGACAGCAGCUACUACACCAACCAGCAGCACCCGGCGGGCGGCGGCGGCGGUGGCGGCGGCGGCGCGGGGGGCUCGCCCUACGCGCACAUGGGUUCCUACCAGUACCACGCCAGCGGCCUCAGCAACGUCCCCUACAACGCCAAGGGCAGCUACGACCUGGGCUACACCGCCGCCUACACCUCCUACGCGCCCUACGGGACCGGUUCGUCCCCAGCCAACAACGAGCCGGAAAAGGAGGACCUCGAGCCUGAGAUCCGGAUAGUGAACGGGAAGCCAAAGAAAGUCCGGAAACCCCGCACCAUCUACUCCAGUUUCCAGCUGGCGGCCCUGCAGCGGCGUUUCCAAAAGACUCAGUACCUGGCGCUGCCCGAGCGAGCCGAGCUGGCGGCGUCUCUGGGCCUCACGCAGACUCAGGUCAAAAUCUGGUUCCAGAACCGCCGAUCUAAGUUCAAGAAGAUGUGGAAAAGCGGCGAGAUCCCCUCGGAGCAACACCCUGGGGCCAGCGCUUCGCCCCCGUGUGCUUCGCCGCCGGUCUCCGCGCCGGCCUCGUGGGACUUCGGCGCGCCGCAGCGCAUCGCGGGUGGCGGCGGCGGCCCGGGCAGCGGCGGCAGCGGCGCGGGCAGUUCGGGCUCCAGCCCCAGCAGCGCGGCCUCGGCUUUCCUGGGCAACUACCCUUGGUACCACCAGGCCUCGGGCUCCGCGUCACACCUGCAAGCCGCCGCGCCGCUGCUGCACCCGGCGCAGACCCCGCAGCCCCACCACCACCACCACCACGGCGGCGGGGGCGCCCCGGUGAGCGCGGGGGCGAUUUUCUAAUCCCAGGGAGACCGCGCCAGAGACUGAGAGAGCAGAGACCAGUGAUCCUCAGUGCUCGCCCCCGUCCCCAAGCGGAGGAUCCCUGCUCCAGGCCCGCCACCGCCGGCCACCUCUGCGCGGGGCUGCGGUCCGGGAUGGGCCGCCCAGGCCCUACUCCCGCGCGCGGCUGCUGCGCCCCCCCCCCAGGCUCUUCCCGGGGGAACUGGGCAGCAGCGCGGCGAAGGUCGCCCCCACGGCCGCAUUUCCGACCUGAGCCCCGGGCUCGGCCGUUUGGAGCCCCGCCUCGAACUUGCCGCACCCCCCACCCCCGCCCGGGCGAGGCCGUCCGGCGCCUUCCUCGCCCGGGGCCCUGAGCUGGGACGCGGAGAGGGCCGCCUCCCCCGCCCGCGAGGCUUCCCCGGCGCUCUGAGGCUCCUUUCUCCUCGCCCGCCCCCGGGCUCAGCUCCUGCCGGCCUCGGCCGCUGACCUCCCGGGGCCCGCCCUCCCCAGCGUGCCCCUGUGACCCGCGCGGCCCCGCCGUCCGCAGCCGUCGGAGCCCCCAACCCUCUUAGUCACCCCCCCUCCCGCGACGCCCCCUUAGCUCUCUCCUCAUCCAUCACCAGUGGAGUUUUUUUAUUUUUAUUUUUUUAAAAGUUUAGGUGCCUUUGCGGAUGACCUCAUUUUGAUGUUGGAAAAAAAUGAUUUUUUAAUAUGUGGACACUGCAAAAAAUGUGUUUAAAUUAUCUUUUUUAAAACCUAUUCAGGAUUAUUAGCCUGGACUUCGACACAGAGUUUGUAAAUAAAAGUGUCUGUGCAGAUUUUCCCACUGAUUUAUUUGUAUGAAGAUCCUCAUCUUUUCAGACAUUUUUGUAAACCCCCGGUUGUGGAAACUGCAGUUUAGCAGGGACCUCAGCAACCCCUCCGUUUUAUUUUUCACUUUGAAGAAAAACAAAAAAACUCAGUUAAAUUAAGCUACUGAUUUGGGUUUGUUUUGUCUUAUCCUAAAGUCUUUGUUCUUGAAAUGCAAGGUAUUUUGGGGUUAUUUAUUAUGAAAACAACAUGCUCUUAAUGUUGAUUUUACAAUAUGAAGAGAUUAUUUAAAUAAAUUAUUGUUUUCAUUGGA